AGUCGGAGCGUGUGAAACUCUGCCUGCAGCUCGCUUUUGACUUGGUCCUAUGAGCGGAGCCAACAUGGCGCCUCCCAGUGCACGGCGAGCCCCGGGCUGCCAGGCUCUGCAGGCUGGGUAAUAGGAAACACAUUGGUCACCAAAAAAAAAAAAAAAAAAAAAAAAAAGUGGGGGUGGGGUGGGCGCAGGGGGCUACAGGCCGUUGGGUCUGCAGGCAGAAAACCCUCUUUUAAACUCCUGCUUGGCAAGUGAGUGCGGUCCUCAAUUAUUCUGUAGUUAAAGCAACAGUGUUCGUAGGGAGCCCAGCACCCUCCUGCCCCCCUCGAGCUCAUCCCUCACCCCCCCGUUAUUCUGGAGAGUUGAUAUCUUGUCCUCUGUCUUCCGGGAACCAAAUAAAAACUGUGUAUGUGGGGGGGGGGGGUCUGUAUGCACAAAUGAUCCUAAAUGUUUGACUGGUAUAGGGGGAGGGGGAGAAGCGAGAUUUGCAGACUUUGGUCGGUUCUCAUGAAUGCAGGGGCUGCGCCGGCUUUGGCGCGGGCCGGAGCCCGCUAGGGAGGAGAGUGCGGGCUGCGAACCCCGCUGGACAGAGGCAGAACUUGCUACUUGCAAAGCAAAGUUUUAAGCAAGGUGGCUUUCGGGGAGGAAGGUGGCCUGGGGAGUGAUAGUGAACAGGGGCCUAGGGCUGGUUCCGGGGGAGGGUGAACGGCACCCCAGAAAAAUGUGCACUUCUUGCACGAACGCUUCUGCGGUGGCGGAUCCUCUUUCUCUAAUAGGGUUGAGAGCACGGGAUAGGCCUGGCCUCCCAGAUGCAGCGAUGCAGGACCUCUUUAGGACCGGUAGAUUGGGCCCGGACCUCGCUCUGGGCCGCAGGGGGAAUCACACCCGCUAGGUCCAAUUCCGGCCCUAACCCUGGCCGGCAGAGCCCUAUCUCUGCCACCCGGGAGGGGAGCAAGGUACUCUAAAUUCUAGGCCUCGUCAAGAUUUAUUGAAGUUGGGUUUUUAAAACGUGCUUCAGAUGAUUUUUCCCAUUUUCUCAAAUUUCAAAGGCGCCCUGCAGUGCGGCUGCCUAAUUAAUGGUGAAAUUCAACUAAAUCUAAUUAUGCAGUAAUUUUAAAGCAGUUAGUGCUGGGCGUUGGUCUGAAAUAGGACCUCAGUUUUUGAAAGUUUGCUUACUGUAUUGAUUUAGGGUAAAGCUAUCUUUUGUAUGGUAGAGGAAGACGGGGAAAAUAGAUUUACUGCUUGAACUGGAGGGCAGAUUACCGCGCAGCACCCCACCUCCAUUGCAUCUUUAAGUGUAUCUCCAUUUCCUCUUCUCUCCCUUGCUCACGCUGUAAAGCUAGGCGAGGUGCUAACUCAACCAGGAGACCUGGUUUCCUGGUCCGAGAGAAAGGGAGAAUCUUUCCCAUGGAGACACAAAGGGCUUGGUGUCUGACCUGCUGGCUGCAUCCAUAAAAUGCCUGACAACGGGAAAGGGCCCUGAUGUCCUAAUAGAGAUUUCCUCCCCUUCCAUCCAUUGUCAUUAAGGCCUAGAGCUGACUCCUGGUGUUAUAAAUCUUAUCAUCCUUCUGAUAACACACUUGUAAUAAGUAAGCGUCCUAUUCGGAGUGAAUGGUAAAAUUGCCUCAUUCGAUGUGGCAUCUGUGCCAUUAAAACUUUUUAUUUAUUUAUUUAUUUCCCCUUGGAGUCUUGCAGGUCUGGCCUUUGGCGGGUGACUAGGUUCUUGCCUACUGGGCCUCUAGGGUAGGGCCGAUGAGAAGCGAGGUGUGAGAGGUGAGCCGCCUGCUUCAGCUUUGGAUCUUAGGCUGGGGUGAGAGACCUCCGGGUGGGGAAGACCUGGGGGUGGGGGGCGGUGUCCCCUCUCCACCCCCUUCAAAAUGAGGUUUCUUGAAAGAAACAUGCUUGUGAUUAGCUAAGCAAACACAUCUGCUUUCGGAGUUGGGCCUUCGUUAAUUAGCUGAACAAAGGGCCGUUUUGCUUUUUACCUUUUGCUGGGGGAGAAUGUGUUAUUUCAGGAGUGUCUCGGGCCCUCCUCUUUUCAAUUGCAGCCACGACGUUAAUUUUAUUGGGAUUACUGAUGGGAAAUGAGGUGGUGCAGGCUUCCGAGAGGAAAAGCUUGAUCAUUACCCCCUUUGGAGCUAUAUUUUUCCACCCAACCUCCUGCUCUCAGGGAGGGGCUGGGGGUGGGGGUGGGGGCGGACUGCGCAGCGAGUUCGGAGCAAUUGGAAUCAGGCUCUCGGUAUGCUGAUCUCGGGUGACAGAGCGUGUGUUGAAGCUGAACUCUAUAAUUUGCACUUCUGUUCCUUUAUUAGGCCUGGACAACGAACUAAUGAGCUUUGGCCCAGUACAAUGUCACUUGUAUUUAUUUUCUUAUGGCAACUUUGAGAUAGCGGAAGUGCUCCUUACCGAGACCCAGGGCGGUCCGGAGUCCUGCAGUCUGCUGUCCAUCCUGGUCACGCCUGCAUCCCAGGAGAGCCAGGGCAAGCUAAGAGCGCCCGCAGAGCUGGCAGAGCAAUGGACGGGGCCUUUAGGUGAGGGCCCUUGGGCCUUUCAGAAAAGCAUCAGGCUCUUUGGUGACCUGACAGUCCUUCAGGUCCCGGGCAUGUCCAGCCUGAAGUCCCAGGCACUAGAUGGUCAGGGUGCAAAGGUGGCAUUGUUUCCUCUCAGCUGCAGAAGAAGGAAAAAUCCUGCCACCAAGUUUGCCAGGCCAAGGAGCCCUGGGAACUAGCCGGGCUGCUCUGGGGUGGUCUGGACAUCUGUUGUAUGGUAUAGGAGGCCUGGGCUGGCUCUGUAGCUAUAUGGUUGAAGGGAGAAAUGGAGAGGAUGCUUCAGAGGGGUUCUCAGGACCCUGGAGUGGGGGCUUCACCCCUUCCUAGUUUGGCUGCUCCAAAGAGUUACAGUUGCAGAGACUGGAAUGGGUAGACAGUUGGGCAGAAAGGGUGGGCAGAGGCCGUGUGGCAACUGUAUGCCCUGACAGAAUAUGAACCCCCUCCUCCAACACACACAGACACACAGGCAAGCGCAUGUGCACGCCCUCACACACACACAUGCUUGCACAUGGAGUGCAGGGGGACUUUGGAAGGGAAACCCUCAAACUGGAGGGGAAUGAAUACUUCGGUCCACAGCCGGAGACUUCCCAGGACUCUCACCUGGCUCCCCACUAGGCAUUCCUUGCUAAUAACACCCAGGCACUGUGCCCAGGCUGCCCCACCUCUCCUCCUCCACCCCUCUGUCUUACCAUCCCCCCAUCCCUUCCUUCCUUCGUGCAAAUGGGUGUUAACGUGGGUCUUUAUGUUCUGUCUAUAACUAGGAUGUAAUCAUGCGCCCCAUGCUUCUCUCUGAAAGCAUUUAAUAAAUGUCUAUUAAAGCGCUACAAAUGUAAGAUGAAUUUAGUGGCUCGGCUGCCUCCUUGAAUCCAAACGGUAAUGAUGGAUUUAUCAACGGGGAUUCGCCUUCAGCACAGUGAGGGAGGUUUACUCAGCAAAUAUGUUGGGGCGAGCACCCACCCAAAUACAAUCAUUUGAUCCCCUGCAGGCGCUGGCCACCAUGCGGCUUCCUCCUGCCAGGUCAGCCAGGCAAGGUCGUCCAGGGCCGGUGCUAGGCCUCCUCCAAGUUUGACCUCUGGUAGUCUUCAGCCAGCCUGUAGAUCGCAGUCUCUCUGUGGCAGGUGUGGGGGACCUGGCAUGUAGGUCAGAAGCUGGGGAGUGGCCGUAGAGGUACCAGAGCUCAGGAUGCAGUAAGUGGAGACUGGCCUGGCUUUGCUAGGAGACCUCAGUGGGCUCCCUUGUACCCUUCUUGGCUUGGCCCCGGGCACCAUUUUAGAGAGGACACUUCUGAACAGAGGUCCCUAGUCCUCAGGCCCUCAUAGAGGGUCAGUGUGCCCAUCCUCCUUGGGCUCUCUGGACCUCACCACAUAUAAGCAGUCAAAGCGACUGUCCUCAAAGAUUAGGGAGGCACCUCCAAGACAAGGGUGAACCUUGCCAGCCUCUUGCCCUAGACAGAUGAGGCUUUCCUCCGGUUGCCCCUGCCCGCUCGCCGGGCCAUUUGAAAGUGCUUAUGGCUGUGGACGUUGAGAAUUCAGUUUGGACUGCGAUCAUUAACGCACAGCCCAUUGACCACCACCUCCUCCUUUUUGUCUUUUAUCUUUUUUUUUUUUUUUUUUUUUGAGGGGGAGGAAAGUGCUGGCCUGUUCCAUCAAGCCCAGUACGCAUUUGCUUUGGCCUCUGAUUUCUCUUUCUUCUUUGGAAAUUUCAUUGAGAUGUCUCUGUACUUCGCUUGUCAGUUAUCUUUGUUCCUUUUAAAUAAAGGGCUUUUAAAUGGACUUAUUGCUCCCAGCGUGGGUUCCUCUCUCUAAAUGUUAGAAAAUUGUGCCAUCUACCCGCUAUGUUGAGUACUGUCACACUCGGAGACCUCAGGGACCUCCGGGCCGGCUUCAAUGCUGCAGUGUCAGGGGCCGCGGGCAGCAGGAGGAGGGGGCGGCUCACGUGGAUUUUUACAGCUCUCCGCCUGCAGCCGGCCCGCGUGGUCGCCACAGGGCACGGCCCGCGAGGCGCGCAGCCGCCAGCUCGGUGGCCGCCGCGAACUUGGCGGCUGCUGCUGAGCCUUUUCCAAAGCGCAGCGUGGCGGGGACUCUUUCCUUUUCGGCGAUGCCACUGGCCUGGCCGAGGGGCCGCCGAGGCUGGCUGCAGAUGCCAGCAGCUGCCUGGGGUCCAGGAGAGCGAGGACAGUGGGGGAGGGGCCUUCGGCAGGCGCAGGAGAAGCAGUCACCCCGGCACCGCGCAGCUCCGGAGCGCUCGGGCCGGCACCUCGCAGCAACCUGCGGCUCUCCGGGGAAGCCUGGCUGCAGCCCUGCGGCCACUCUGCACCGAGGCCUCCCUGUCUCACGGCCAGCGAGCGCUGGGCAGCGCAGCCCAGUCGGGCUUCGACUUUCAGCCGUUCGCUAGGGUCUGGAAAUACAUUGGGAGAAGCUGGUUGUUCUCUGCUCUCCCGGACCCACGCUCCUCCUCGGAGCUUGUCUGCUGCACCAAGCCUGCGGUACUUACAAUCGGCACCACUCAGGAUGAAAAGAGGAGACGUCCACCCCUGCCCAGGACCCUGCUCCUCUGACUUUACUCUUCACUUGAAGUUGUGGUUUCUGUCCUGAGUUCUGUGGCUUUCACUGAGAAGCAGCUUGGAAGAAAAUGGGGUUGACUUGAUAUAUUUUCUUGUGUUCAGCUCUUUAUAUGUAAUUUUGAAUCUUUUCAAAAGCAAUUUAACUGUUAAAAGAGCAAAACAUUGUUUCCAAUA
Messenger RNA from Cavia porcellus (domestic guinea pig), 5283 nucleotides. RefSeq lists its product as uncharacterized. Bases 4381 to 5103 code for a protein of 240 amino acids. NCBI's taxonomy places the organism in Eukaryota, Metazoa, Chordata, Mammalia, Rodentia, Caviidae. The transcript is spliced from 3 exons. The record is from RefSeq and is a predicted model, not a curated record.